This is a messenger RNA of Dioscorea cayenensis subsp. rotundata (Guinea yam), 606 nucleotides long. RefSeq names its product cytochrome P450 89A2-like. Lineage: Eukaryota; Viridiplantae; Streptophyta; Magnoliopsida; Dioscoreales; Dioscoreaceae. Gene Ontology annotation, cellular component: membrane. The coding region runs from base 1 to 606 and encodes 201 amino acids. The transcript has 4 exons. The record is from RefSeq and is a predicted model, not a curated record. Gene Ontology annotation, molecular function: iron ion binding; heme binding; oxidoreductase activity, acting on paired donors, with incorporation or reduction of molecular oxygen, NAD(P)H as one donor, and incorporation of one atom of oxygen.
AUGGAGAUGAUGCUCAGUUGGUGGAGGCCUUCCUCCAGGUCCAAGCCUAAUCUGGUGAAGCAGCCGGAGAUACAAGCCAAACUGUUUGAUGAAAUACAAGGAGUUGUUGGGAGUGAAGCAGAGGAGGUGAAGGAGGAGGAGCUCCAAAGGAUGCCUUAUCUCAAGGCAGUGAUUUUGGAGGGGCUGAGAAGGCACCCGCCCGGUCACUUCGUGCUGCCGCACGCGGUCACAAAGGAAGUGAAGCUCAAUGGAUACGUGAUCCCUGUUGGGGAGCCCGGGGUUGCUUCCGUGAACUUCAUGGUAGCAGAGAUGGGGAGAGAUGAGAAGGUGUGGAAGAAGCCCAUGGAGUUCAGGCCCGAGAGGUUUAUGGAAGGUGGUGAAGGACAAAGAAUCGAUUUAACUGGGAAUAAAGAAAUCACAAUGAUGCCUUUUGGAAUUGGGAGAAGGAUAUGUCCAGGACUUGAACUUGCUUUGCUGCAUUUGGGAUAUUUUGUGGCUAAUUUAUUUAAAGAGUUCAACUGGAAAGUUGCAUAUGGAGAAGAAAUAGAUGUUGAUCAGGAGAAAAGUGAAUUUACUAUUGUUAUGAAAACUGCUUUCCGCGCUUGA